GGAUGUUUUCUUCUGCCUUGUGAGAUUUACCAAAGCGAUGGGAGCCUUACAGCUCCGAUUCUUAUUGGUUUCGGUUUUUACAGGCAUUAUAGGAGAAGCACAAUACCUUAUGCCAGAUGCUGGAUUGGUGCACUAUAUUGACCACCGGAUUGUCUCCAUAGAGAACAGAUUGGACAAAUGCAAUCAAGAUAUCGCAGAAUAUGUGGAAGAAUUUCGGGAAUUUUCAAAAAAGAUCAUGUUACGCUUAGAAGGACUCAACACUUUAAAGACAGAGCUCAAAAAUGACAUGGACCAUUUGCUAACAAGAGUGGAGAGAGCCCAGAGGGACAUUGACUACUUCGAAUCUGCAAAAGAGUCACCUUAUGCCUGUGUAGAAGUUGACGAAGGCCUGCUGGAGCAGGAGUUAUUUGAACAUGAAGAGUCCAAAAGGAAAGUCAAACUCAUGCUUAACGCAAGUUGCAACUACAUGAUCGCAGGCAUCAAGUCUCUAAAGAUAGUAAAGAAGUCUGGAGAUGAAAGUGGCUCAUGGUUGAAAGACCCAGUCAAGAAUUACCCUAAGAUUUAUUUCUUAAAUGGAACAAAGAACAAAACUGUUAUGGAAUUUACAAACAUCCGAGCUUUUACCGAAAAUGGGGAGAAACCAUCAGCUCGAAGAAUUACGUUGCCAUUUCCCUGGCAAGGAACAGGCCAUGCUAUAUAUAAUGGCCUUUUAUUUUUUCAUCGACAUGGUUCUUUAAAUGAGAUCAUAAAGUUUGAUGUACAGAAGAGGAGUGUAGUGGACAAGAUGCUGCUUUCAGGUGCAGGAGAGACAACUGCCUAUGAACUUAAUCCUUCCACUAAAAUAGACCUAGCUGUGGAUGAACUGGGAUUGUGGGCAAUUCAUGCAGAGUCAGAGACGAGAAGAAAUUUGGUCCUUACUAAAAUCAACCAUGAAACAAUGACGGUGGAAUAUACUUGGGAUACCUCUUGCAAAAGCCAGAAUGCUGAAGCCGCUUUCAUGCUGUGUGCCACCCUGUACGUAGUAUACAAUUCCCCAGGGGGAGGCACGCCUCGCAUAGAGUGUGUGUAUGACACCUUAGAGAUCAUCAAUCCUUAUGAAACCCCAACAUUUCAUUUCCCCAAACGUCAGACGAGUCACUCCAUGGUGCAUUAUUACCCCCGAGAAAAGCAGCUCUUUGCCUGGGAUAAUGGAUCCCAGGUCAUUUAUAAGCUUCUGACAAAGCGUAAAGGCUAAAAACUAAACAAAACAAAUUGAUAGCAACCCUGCCCAAUUUUCUGAGCCUACAUAUCACAGUGUGCGUGUGCGGGAACUGAACUGAGACACAGAGUGUGGUUUGCUUUCUACCUAUUUGCCCUCAUGUUAGAAUUAAUCUUUCAGUUUCAUGACACCUUUGGAUGAGGCUUUUCAGCCCUCUCCAGACAUUUCCAAAUGUCACAGUGCUCGCUCACUCUCCUUUUAAACAUAGCCAGCAAAUGACCUGUUUUGGAGGCAGAUUGGGGAGAAGGUGCCAAAGUAUGGAGUUGUUGUUGUUGCUGCUGCUGCUGCUGAGUGUCUCUGAGACAGAGGAGGAAGAAGAAAGGAGUGGGCAAGUUGGGGAGGGAGGUGAACAUGUGCUGAGGAGCAAGAGGGUAAUAUCACAUGGUUUUGUUUUAAACAAACAGCGCACACUUCUUAGGGGCACUGCUUUCGUCCAGUCGGUUUCCCUUUCCUUUUAAGUGCAUUUCUCUCCCACCUACAGUAUCUGUUCCCCAUACUCCUUCCUUCUCCCCCUCCAAGGGCAGAGCCCUUCUCUUUGGUAGCUUUCCUUUCUCUUUCACCUUUCUGCUUUCUUAAUACCUUGGGAUAAGUGCAUAAAAUUGUUGGUUGUACUUUAAAGAUCCAGGAUUUCAGCCAUACAGGUAGUUCCUCAUCAAAGUCGAUCGCAACCAUCCCACAAAGUCUUUCAAAGGAGUAGUCAUGUUAGUCUGUGCAAGCAUAUCAGACAAAAAUAAACAAGAGUCAAAAAAGUUGUGACAUCUUAAUGAGAGCUUUCGUGGAUUAAAUCCACUUCUUUAGACAUGAGAGUGAGACUCUAUGACUGCCAAUGCUUUCUUAACUGUUGUAACACUCCUUUACUUGAGGUACAUUGAUGACAUUUUUAUUAUCUAGAGCAACAGAAAAGAAGCCCUGGAGAAAUUCCACCAUGUCUUCAAAAACUUUCAUCCUAACAUGAACUUCAGCCUGGACCAAACUGCACAACAGGUGCACUUUCUAGAUACCACUGUGAAGCAACAAUGUGGAUAUCUUAGCAUCAUGCUGUGUCAAAAACCCACUUACUGAAUUCUUCCCUCUCCCAGGCUCUUGGUGGCAAGCCUAGUACCUGCUUGACACACAAUACCAGACUACAAAACACCAAUACAGAGAAGGGAACUAAGCGCUGCUACAAACCCAGAUGCCAGCUCUGUCCCCACAUCUACUCUAGCAACACAACUGCAGGCCCCAGCAAUGUCACACACAAUAUCAGGGGCCUGUUUACUUGUUCCUCAGCUAAUGUGAUCUAUGCCACCCUUUGCCAACAAUGUCCUUCUGCGCUCAACAUAGGACAAACAGGACAAUCUCAAAAAGGGCAAAAUAAUUAAUGGAUACAAAUCUGACAUCAGGAAUGGCA
Pogona vitticeps (central bearded dragon) is the source of this 2648-nucleotide messenger RNA. It is a transcript of the gene OLFML1, whose product is annotated as olfactomedin like 1. The record is from RefSeq and is a predicted model, not a curated record. Lineage: Eukaryota; Metazoa; Chordata; Lepidosauria; Squamata; Agamidae. Gene Ontology annotation, biological process: signal transduction.